UCCGCGGUACGACCGCCCGCCGACCUUCUCCACGAAGGCGGCCCUGCACACGAUGCUUCGUGCGCGGCAGCCCCCUGGUGGCUACCUCCCGCAGCCGGGCAUGGCGCCCCCUGCUGGCCACGCGGGCAUGCAGAUGAUGCAGAACCGGCAGAUGAUGGUGGCGCAGCAGCAGCAGAUAGGACAGCAGCAGCAGCAGCAGCAUUACGCGGCGUCGUACCAGGACGCACGCAUGUACGCGCAGCAGCAGCAGCAGCAGCAGGCGACCGCGCAGCAGCCGCUGCACCACAUGCCACCGCAGCAGCAGCAGGGCGGCUACGGCAAUGGAUACGGAAACCCGCACCUGCAGCAGACGAUGGCGCCACCGCAGCAGCAGCAGACGAGUGCUGCCAUGACGAUGAUGCAGCAGCAGCAGCAGCAGCAGCAGCCUGCGGCAGCGUACAGCCAGCCCGCGUACCAGGCAAACCCGAACCUCAUGCACGGCAUGAUGUCCCAGCAGCUGCCUCAGUCCAGCGGAUACGGAAUACCACCCCCGCAGCAGCAGCAGCCGCCGCCGCCGCCGCCGACGCCGCCGCUGCACCAGAUGGCGACGACGUCGCGGCUGAAACAUCCGAACGUGCCGAUGGCGGGCGGGGCAGUGGGCGCCGGCACGGCGAUGCCUUCUCAUGCGAUUGCCGGGGGUCAAGGUCAUGCGAUGAUCCAGCAGCAUCAGUACAUCGCCCAGAUGAGCGCGGCGGGAAGCGGCGGCAGCGCGGGCGCAGGCGUGGGCGCGGGGCCCAACCCGCAGCAGCAGCACGCGCCGCAGCAACGACAGACGGCUCAGCUCAUAGCCAAGCUGAAGGGAGGUCUGCAGAGCAACCACCCACCCCCGAACUACUGAUGACCUCCCUCCCUCCCUCUCUCCCUCCCUCACUCCCUCUCUCCCUCUCUCUCCUGUGCUCACCCGCUCUCACAUUACUGAUGCUUGGGCCACCAGCCCCUAACCAACCCGGCACUAUUGAUGAUGUUGUGUGAACCCGCGAUUAUGUGUAAAAUAAAGGUAAAAGGUGCGGCAAUCGUGAGUAAAGUCACGGUAAAAGGUGCGGCGAUCGUGUGUAAAAUAAAGGUAAAAGGUGCGGCAAUCGUGAGUAAAGUCACGGUAAAAGGUGCGGCGAUCGUGAGUAAAGUCACGGUAAAAUGUGCGGCGAUCGUGAGUAGAGUCACGGUAAAAUGUGCGGCGAUCGUGUGUCACAUUAUCUGAGCUAUAAAUGUGUCGUUGCUGUCAUUAUUAAUGUGCGCUGCGAGUUCGUGACGUGAGCUGGAAUGUGGCAUCACUGUGUGUAAUGAAUGUAAUGCAUGUGUAUAUAUUUUAUCCAUAUCUAUCAGAUAUAUAUAUCAAGUCAAAC
This is a messenger RNA of Priapulus caudatus, 1382 nucleotides long. RefSeq names its product mediator of RNA polymerase II transcription subunit 15-like. The record is from RefSeq and is a predicted model, not a curated record. The transcript is spliced from 2 exons. NCBI's taxonomy places the organism in Eukaryota, Metazoa, Priapulida, Priapulimorpha, Priapulimorphida, Priapulidae. Bases 53 to 877 code for a protein of 274 amino acids.